AUGGCAAAUUUCCCCGGAGGUGUGUUUUACCAGCUACUGAUGUACAUAAUAUCGGAUGCACAGAGCUACAUGUGCCAAACAUACAAUAGGUGUGAAGGAGUCAGUGGCAUGCAUAAUAAACUCUUUGAGGGCUGGGUGCAUCCUAAUACAUAGACAUUUGUACACUGUUCUUGAAUACCUCUACAUCUGCAGUGCUGCUGUAAGUGUCCUAUUUCUAUGGUGUACAGUUUCAGUGGAUGUGUCCAAAUUUCACACAUUGUAGCUCUCUAGAAUAUCCAUACAUAUCCCAUAUUUAGAGUGUCAUAAUAAUACAUUACUGUAUAUAUGUAACUUAUCGUAUCUACCAUCUACAUGCACAUUACAGGACAUGUACAAGAAGAUGGUAGAGAUAGACGCAGCGGAGCCGACAGAGGAGGAGCACGCACAGCAGGCCAUCACGAAGCCACGCUACAUGCAGUGGAGGGAGACGAUCUCUUCGUCUUCCUCUCUGGGCUUCAGGAUAGAGGGGAUCAAGACGUCGGAGGGGAACUCUCUGAAAGAGUUCAAGACCACCAAACUGGAGGAGGACGUCAAGUGUGCUCUCAGAGACUUCAUUUCAGAGAACCCAUGUGUCAAGGAGCCGUUCUUGAGAAGGUUAUGUGACAUUCGGGCAGCAAUGGAGCAGUCAGAGUUCUUCCGACGACACGAGGUGAUUGGAAGCUCCCUACUGUUUGUCUACGACAGCACUGAUCUGUGCAGUGUCAAUCUCAUUGACUUUGGCAAGACCAUCCCCCUGCCCGAAGGAGCCUCCAUUGACCACCGCUCCCCGUGGGUGGAGGGGAACCACGAGGACGGGUAUCUGUGGGGGCUGGACAACCUCAUCCGACUGUGGAAAGAGAUCCAAUUCGAACACUACGCGAGCCCCGCGAAGCACCGGGCGGCUUACAGACGCAGCAUCAGUGCCAUGGCACUCUAACAAGAGGCCGUGCUUGUCGUAGGAGAAACAGAGCUCCACCUGAAGUAUACUUGAGCUGGGGCUGACCAGAGCUUUAUAUUUAUCGUGUGCCGCACCGCAUCGCGUUGUUUUUUGAGCAACCAUUCUAAGUCGGAUAUUAUUCUCCCCAUCUUGUCCGUGUUAGCAUCGUACGUGUAACCGCCUGUUGUUUCGUAUUGUGUGCCGUGUGUCAGUGUGUGAAUUAUUGAGCAAAACCUUUCGUAGUUUAUAUAAAAUCAUACCGAAUUAUAUAGCAAUGUGCCAGUCGUUGCACAUAGAUUAUGUGGCUCUUGUUUGGAUUCUCUGAUUCCCUCCCUCCUCCUCCUCCUCUCACCUGACGUUUCCCUGUCACCAGAUCAGUUAUAUGAGCGAGCAACAAUGAUUAUAUACGCAUCUGCCCUUUUUUUCUCACAUUUGGUUUCAUUUUAUCUUCAUCAAUUUUGAUGUAAACAUAUUGUGUUAGUCUGCACAGCAUCAAUAUUUUAUCCAAUGCUAGUAUAUACUGCAAACACUUACACGAAAAAGCAAGC
Messenger RNA from Geodia barretti, 1503 nucleotides. The record is from the annotation of a GenBank genome assembly. Lineage: Eukaryota; Metazoa; Porifera; Demospongiae; Tetractinellida; Geodiidae.